Amoebophrya sp. A120 is the source of this 3319-nucleotide messenger RNA. The record is from the annotation of a GenBank genome assembly. Lineage: Eukaryota; Dinophyceae; Syndiniales; Amoebophryaceae.
AGUCUCUCGCGAAUUCAUUGCGAUUCCACUUGUUCGUAAAAACUUUUCGUGUCGUGGUCCCACUGUAUCACAUAAAACAAGCAAGCAAACUCAUUUCGUUUCGGAGUAAGUAAGUGCAUCUACUUACUAAUCCUCUCCUACUAGCCACCCGCGCAAUUUGUCUUUUUCUCUGGGAAAAGAUAUUGCUUCUCUCAUCCCGUGCCUGUGGGCUCGUACGUUUGUAAGUAGAUCAAACGGCAGCUGUACUAGACCCUCUUCGGUUCAACUUGUCUUUCAUCCGCACUAGACGACCUCUAGGAAGUACGUAGUACUCUGUCUAAGGGUCUGUUCCGAAACAUGUUGGUCUUGAAGCCACCUCGGAAGGGAACGACGCCCGUGCUGCUUCUCGCCGGCGGCGUGGUCACUACCAAUGAGGUGUUGGGUGUGUCAGCCCUGCAGGAAAGCAAAGUGAGUAAUGACAAAAAAGAGAAACGGGGAGAUAGUUUGAUGGAGAUUUCGGCGGAUGGAAUACUGAACGCAGGAGUCGAGGAUAUAUCUUUAGAAGAUGACGAUGUUGCUCAAGCGAGCCCGGCUGAUGUGUAUCCCGCUCCCGCACAUAGUACUGUUGAUUCUCCACUUCCAGCAUUUCGGUCCGAGGCAUGCAGAGAAUUAUGCCGUAAGCCUGGCCAACGCCAAGAGCACGAAAACGAAUCAUGGCAACAGUGGAAAGCACUGUCGCACUUCGACUUCUUCAAAAGGGUGCAGGGAAAGAUCCGAACCAGCUCCAGGGGGAUGGCGAAUGAUGGCAAUGAGUUCCUCAGAAGGCUGGAAUCUUGCCCUGACAUGGCUGACAUCAAAACCGCGAAGGAGGCCGAGUUGGAGAGGCAGGCCAAGAAUGUGGCUGAAGAAGCACAAAAAUCGAGCAGGUGGCCGUUUUCCUUUUUGUCGCGUCCUGUCCAACCCCCUGCUCUUGCGAAAACACUGCCCGAAUUGCUGCGCGAGGUGGACCAGAUGACUUUCAGCGUUUCGUCGUGGAUCAAUCCCUUUCUAUGGCGGGGCAGAAAAUCCCAGCGAGAAUCAUUGGCUGGCGCUUUGCAAUCGUACUGUGACAACACAGUCGACGAAGGCGCGCCUGGCAAAUGGUUCGGGAUGCAGACAUUCGACGGAGUGGACGAGCAUGACUCUCUUUCGGUGGCGGAAAACAGGCCUUUACCUCCUUCGGAAGAAACCGAAGAAACAAGCAGCGCCCCCGCUACUUUAUUUCUGCGCGAAUACGUCGGUGAGGUGGAGGGGGGCAUGCAAAACGGGUACGGGAAAAUGGUGUACCACACCAACGCUGUUCAUUGCAAGGGGAGCAAUGAACUAUCCUACGAAGGGCAGUGGAGCAAAUCAAAGCGGUCGGGGAAAGGCACCAUGAGGUACUGCGACGGCUCCGUUUUCGAGGGGGAGUGGAAGGACGACAAGCCGUGGAAGGGGAAGUUGACGUUGAGCGACGGCAGUUUUUUCGAGGGGCAAGUUGAUAUCCUGAGUAGAUAUCACGUCCCCACCCCAUACUUGUUGAGAUGGCUGUGAUUCUAAAGUACCAAACAAGCCAAGAAGUUCUUUUGGCUGUUGCGCAUGACAUUAAGGUUGGGUCUCCAGUGUAUUCUUGGUUAGCUGCUUCUAGUGCAGUCGCGUCACAAAAAAUCGGCUUUCUUAUUCUGAGAAGAGCGCGACAAAUUCCCACUCCCAGAGAGCAUGGAAGCACGCUUCUCGUGGGGCUGCGCAUGCGACAUGUAAUAAUUUCAUCGGACAGUCAGAUUUGCAUGAGAAACAUAAGGUGGGGACGUUUUUGCACGGAAUACAAGGACGGGAGAACAAAGGGAAGAAGUUGAGAAUGCCGUAUAACAAACGGGUCUACAAGCCGCCGGCGCAUCCCAAAAAAUACGAAGGGCCAGCACCAGAGGGCGCUUGCGAUGACGCGAAGAUUGUCAAGGAACAUUCUUUCUUAAGAGAGUUUGAAGGAACAUUAAAACUGAUCAACGGAAAGGAGAAGGAAGUCUUCGACAGCGAUUGGAUCGGUGAGGCGAACAUCGUCUGGCGAUGCUCGGAUGGAUCCGAGCAUCGGUACAGGGGAGGAAUCAAAGGAAACAAGCUACACGGCGGUUGGGGAAAAUCCGAAUACAGAAUCUUCCGGCGAAGCACGCUAAAAGGGUACGGGCCGCAAGAAAACUACGCAAAGAAUCCAAAUCGGUACCUUGAAGAAAUAGAGAAAACCGGACAGUGGGAAGAGAAUGCUUUUAUCAGCGGAACCGAAGUCCUGAUGUUGGCGCCGGAUUUUCGGAAUACAGAUGAUUGCCAGUACGAAAACGGGGCCCCAGUAGUCGGCUUCAAGCGUGUCAUUCGGAAUGGCUUCCAUUUGACCUCCUUCGAAAACAAGGCGGACGAUACCUCGUCUUCCCUUUUCGACGCUUUUGCCGACCAGCUGAAUUUGCUGCAAUACGAAAAUCGUUCCGGCUGGAAGGCAGAGGAAGUUCGGAAAAGACUCGUGGAGCACCCCCAGCACGGUACUACACCCGCUACUCUUCCGGCGGAGGAGCUAUUGGCGCCCCUCGCAAAAGUUUUCGAAGUGCGUGUGGUGACAAAAAAAAGUAGUACCGAGCCGCUGACAAACAAGCCUUAUCCUCUGCCGCAAAAGGCUGGUGCCUGCUUUGUGCCGCGGGAGCGGGUUGCCGAAGAAGCAGUUGCUCAGUACUUUCCGAAGAAUGAGAACGGUGGAGGCCUUCCUUCGACUUCUGCACUGAUGUUCUCCGAAGAACGAACGGUGACCCUGAUGUUCGCCAAAGAGCAAAACCGCUAUUGGAGCGUAGUGGACUGCUAUCUGGUGCCGGGCGGCACGACUUCUGAGGCGACGGCGAGAUGCCCAGACGAAGGAUGACGACCCCACAUCGUGGGGGACGGACAUCGGCGACCUCAUCGUGUAGGACGGUCCCGCGACAGCAGCGACUGGCAGCUAGGACUAGCUGCCCCAUGAUCCUCACGAUUAUCAAAAUUCGUUCAAUGGUUCAGAAGAAGUUCACUUUUGUAGUUUCGGCACACUUUUUGAUUCUUUUCGUUUUGUUCUUAGCAUAUUAAAGUUUUCGUUUCUUUUUGGAGCAACGCUGCGAAAAAACUAUACUUUGUUUCGCAAAUAAUAUACUACUAAACACUUCGACUUUCCAUUUGCAGUCGUUUGAUGAAAGAUGUACCACUCUAAAACUAAAUCCGUAUCCGAUUGCGAGAGCAAUACCAAGUAGCCCCCACUACGACGAUUUUUUCAAACAAGAGACGAUUUUAAUUUCCCGUAAGUAUCCCCAUACUU